UGUCGACUGUACUUAUAGUACACUACAGACUAUAAGUCUUAGGAGACAAGCAAAUCCUUGACUCGCUCCUCAUACAUUUUCUGAAUCCGUUGGUUAAAACUCCUUGGAAAAUGUGGGAAAUGUGGAAGUGGGAUAAUCGCUGGUUAUAACUCAAUAAAAAAUUAGGUACCUUGAUUUUAUAACAGUUCAAGAAGGUAUGGUACUGGAAACUAUUUUCCCUGAACGCCAUUUCGAACAGUUUUUAUGUCAUCAAAAACUGAAGAUCCUGAUGGAACUGAAGUGUUUUGUGAAGUGAAGUGCGAGUUAGAUGAGAAUGUGUCGGAAGCAAACAGUGCUCAAGUUGAAUUGUGCGAGAACGUGGACUACCCUAGAAGAAAUGGGCUAUUCUCCAUAACCGAGAACUUAAAGAUGUAUAGAAUACAAGGACGCCAUAGGGACCUAGAUUGCAACCGAUUUCACCCUAUAUCACUGGCGCCCUUGCCUUCUUAAGCUUUGCCGCUGCAUAAAGGAACAGAAAAAAACCAAAGCUGUUGAUGGAGGCGGCUUUCAGCUUUCCGCACAGAGUCAAGACCCUUUAGGUCCUAGGUUAAAUACGCCUCUGACUUAUAUGUAAGUUAUCACCGGACAUGAUAUUACAGGGUGGCGCAUCCAAAACGAAACAGAAGCAUUUACUGGCAGCU
Molecule: messenger RNA, 680 nt
Organism: Acanthoscelides obtectus
Lineage: Eukaryota; Metazoa; Arthropoda; Insecta; Coleoptera; Chrysomelidae
Source: the annotation of a GenBank genome assembly